Suncus etruscus (white-toothed pygmy shrew) is the source of this 2163-nucleotide messenger RNA. RefSeq names its product microtubule associated serine/threonine kinase like (gene MASTL). Gene Ontology annotation, cellular component: nucleus. Gene Ontology annotation, biological process: intracellular signal transduction; peptidyl-serine phosphorylation. Lineage: Eukaryota; Metazoa; Chordata; Mammalia; Eulipotyphla; Soricidae. Bases 16 to 2163 code for a protein of 715 amino acids. The record is from RefSeq and is a predicted model, not a curated record. Gene Ontology annotation, molecular function: ATP binding; protein serine/threonine kinase activity. The transcript is spliced from 11 exons.
UUGAAACCUGACAAUAUGCUUAUUUCUAAUGAAGGUCAUAUCAAACUAACAGAUUUUGGGCUUUCUAGAGUUACUUUAAAUAGAGAUAUUAAUAUGAUGGAUAUUCUUACAACACCAUCAAUGGCUAAACCUAGACAGGAUUACUCAAGAACCCCAGGACAAAUAUUAUCUCUAAUCAGCUCUCUGUAUUUUUUCACACCAAUGACCCAAAGCAAUAAAGACUCUGCAAAUACACUUGCAACUCAUAUAUCUGAAACAUCACCACUUUCUCAAGGAAUAAAUUGUCCUAUGUCUAUAGAUGAAAAGGUCAUUACCCCUUCUGCUGGGAAACUACUACAAUCAGAUUUUGAAGCAGUCGCCUCCAAUCCGGGAAUACCUAUGCAGUGCCUAACCUCUAAUCUACUCCAGUCUAGGAAAAGGCUGGCCACGUCAAGUGCCAGUAGCCAGUCCCACACCUUUUUAUCUAGUGUGGAAUCAGAAUGCCACAGCAGUCCCAAAUGGGAAAAGGAUUGCCAGGAAAAUGCUGAUGCACUGGGCUCUGAGAUGUUGAGUUGGAAUACCGAUGAGAAACUUUCAGGUACCAACGAGACCCAAAGUUUGAAUGAAAAGCAUCUCAAGUUAGCCCUUUCUCCCAUUGACACCAGCAGUGCUGUUCCUGCCACUGGAAGCUUGAGUAUGAACCUUCCUAAAAGCAACUUCUCUGGGGAAGUUUCUUGGGAAGCAAAACUGCAUAUGAGUAGCAUGACCACUGACACUAGACAGUUCGGUCUCUGUCAGGCAAAUCAGGGAGCUGUAGAUUUUGUUAACGUGACUGAAGAACACCUUGGAAAAAGAAGUCUUAAAAGAAACAUUGAGUUAGUUGACACCAGCCCUUGUCAGGAAAUCAUACAGAAUAAAAAGUACUGCACAGACGUGAAACAUGGAAAUCAGAUAAGAGAUUGUUAUACAAAUCAAAACACAGGCUUAACCAUUGAAAUCCAGAAUUUUCAGCUGUCAGCACACAAAAGUCAGCAGAGUGACUCUGAAGAUAAGGAAAACAUGAUCAGAGCUUUUACUGAUAAACAACAAACACCAGAGAAAUCACCGAUCCCCAUGAUAGCUAAAAAUCUUAUGUGUGAACUGGAUGAAGAUUGUCACAAGAAUAACAAGGACUAUUUCAAUUCAAGUUUUCUGUUUUCUGAUGAUGACAGAGCUUCUAAAACCGUCUAUAUUAACUCUGACUCAUCAAUUGCUGAAGUUUCUGUCAUGGAAAGUUCAUUAGAAAAGCAAUCUAUAGACGCAGAUAAAAGCUUCAGAGAAUCCUCUUUUGAAGAAUCCCAUAUGGAAGAUCUUACUGUAUCACUCAGCUGCCAAGAAAAUACCUUGCCAAAAGGGGAUGAGAAUCUUGCUGACCAAGAGGACAGUAAUCAAAAUACAUUAGCAGCUCCUACAGAUGUGUUGAAAACAACCUCUAAAAGAAAUGCUGUUGCUUUUCGAACUUAUAACAGUCACAUAUCUGCAUCCAAUAACUCAGAACCAUCCAAGAUGAGCAUGAAUUCUUUUGAUGCAAUGGAUAUUUCAUUUGCUUAUAGUGGCUCAUGUCCCAUGGCUGUAACCCCAACUCAAAAAAGAAGAUCUCGUAUUCCAUAUCAGCAGACCCCCAACCAAGUGAAGUCAGGAACUCCAUACCGAACUCCAAAGAGUGUGAGACGAGGGGUAGCACCCGUGGAUGAUGGGCGAAUUCUCGGAACCCCAGACUAUCUUGCUCCUGAGCUCCUGCUGGGUAGAGCCCACGGAUUUCUUAACUCUGGUUCUGCAGUAGACUGGUGGGCACUUGGAGUUUGCUUGUUUGAGUUUUUAACAGGAAUUCCACCUUUCAAUGAUGAAACACCACAGCAUGUAUUCCAGAACAUUCUGAAAAGAGAUAUCCCUUGGCCAGACGGCGAAGAAAAGUUAUCUGAGAAUGCUCAGAAUGCAAUAGAAAUACUCUUAACCAUUGAUGAUACAAUGCGAGCUGGGAUGAAAGAGCUAAGAAGUCACCCCCUCUUCAGUGAUGUGGACUGGGAAAAUCUGCAACAUCAGCCUAUGCCUUUCAUCCCUCAACCUGAUGACGAGACAGACACAUCCUAUUUUGAAGCCAGGAAUAAUGCUCAGCACCUGACCGUAUCUGGAUUCAGUUUAUAG